Messenger RNA from Paramecium tetraurelia, 4152 nucleotides. RefSeq lists its product as uncharacterized. NCBI's taxonomy places the organism in Eukaryota, Ciliophora, Oligohymenophorea, Peniculida, Parameciidae. The transcript has 6 exons. The record is from RefSeq and is a predicted model, not a curated record.
AUGAGUACUUUUUCAUAGAUUUUGUACCACGAAAGUUUUACUAGCAACUCAUUCACAACUUCCGAGGAAUGGGUGUUGAAAGGAUAAACUAAUGUAUAUAGUGACUGUGGUACAGUAAGACUUCUGGGGGGAUAUGACGGAUUUGGUAAAGGAGCUUCAGCUACUAUGUUUAUUUAAUUACCACCCCAUCAUACAAUUCAGAUAACCUUGGAAUUUUGGAAAAUUGAUACUUGGGACAGUGAAAUUUUUUUCAUUUAUUUAGAUUAGGUUUCAGCCUUUUAAUAAGCUUAUAUAAUGGGAGGUACCUAAACUUGUGGAAAAAUAUAAGGUGAAACAAUUCAACAAAUAAGCAUCACGAAACCUCACAACUUUUAAUCUCUUUUUAUUUUAAUGACAUCUGAUAUAGAUGAGACUCCUUCAAAUGAAUCCUGGGGGAUCAGGGAUUUUAAAUUAUAUAUAUAUCCUUGCCCAACUGGAUGCUAAACUUGCAUUUCAACAGACUCUAGAAUAAAUUGCAUAAUUUGGAGUAUUGUUGAAGAAAGUCUUACUAGUCUUGAUAUUAACACUUUUAAACCUGACGGCUGGACAAUAGAAAGAGGAUACAAAUACACUAGUAAUUGCUUAUCUAUUCCUCUACUUGGUGGCUAUGAUUACACUGGAGAAAAUAGUUAUAUAUACAAGAAAAUUAAUUUGCCUGCUCAUAAUCAAAUCAAAAUUAAAUUUAGAUUUAUGUUCAUAGAUUCUUGGAAUGCUGAAAAUGCCUACCUAUAUGUUGAUAAUGUUUAGGUUUGGACUGAUAGCUUUAAUUACUAGAGCAGAGAAAUAUAGGAUUUAUGUGGAUGGGCUUAUGAUGAUAUACCUCACAAUUAAGAAAUCACAGUAUCUCACUCAAAACAAUCAAUAACGUUAAAAUUCACCAGUGAUUUAGAUUAAGUUCCAACAAACGAAUCUUUUGGAAUAAGAGAUAUAUAAAUAUAUAUUCCUUGUGUAUUUGGUUCCUCUUUUAGUUAAGCUUGUGGAACCGUUUGUGGUAAUGGUGUAAAAGAAUCACAAGAAUAAUGUGAUGACGGUAAUAUUUAUGCAUUUGAUGGUUGUUUUAAUUGUGAAUAUUCAUGUGUAGAAGGGUGUUCAAAUUGUAUUGAUGGUAUUUGUUUUGAAUGUGAUAUUGGAUGGAUAUUCUAUUCAGAUUUUAAUACAUGUAUUCCAAUUGUAGAUGAUACUUAAUAUUAAAUUUGGGAAGAAUGUGAUGAUACAUUAUAAUAUGAGAUUUGUUUAAAUGGAAAAUUCUUUUGUCCAUCAAAUUGUAAAUCUUGUUAAUUUGGUAUUUGUUUAUAAUGUAAAUUAAAUUAUGAAUUAAUUAAUAAUAGAUGUGAAUCUAUAUGUUAAAAUUAAUUAAUACUUAAUGAUAUAUAAUGUACUGAUUAUAAUCUUCAACCAUUUGAUAAAUGUCAUUAAUGUUAUUAUGAUCUACAACAAGGUUGUUAAUUAUAAUCAAAUGGGUUUUGUAUCCAAUGUUUAAAUGGAUGGAUAUUAGAUAUAAAUUAGAAUAUCUGUAUUCCAAUUUGUGGGGAUCUUGUUAUAUUAGGUGAUGAAUAAUGUGAUAUUAAUAAAUAUACUAAAUCAUCAUUUGGUUGUAAUUAAUGUGAAUUUGAUUGUUAAGAUGAAUGUACUGAUUGUUAAUUUGGAAAAUGUUAUGAUUGUAUUCCAGGAUGGAAAUUAAAGAAUUACUAAUGUGAAUCUGAUUGUGGAAAUAAUUCAAUAUAAGGUUAAGAAGAAUGUGAUGAUAUGAAUUCUAUUAGAUUUGAUGGAUGUAAUAAUUGUAGAAAUGAUUGUUAAAGAGAAUGUUCAUAUUGUUAAAAAGGAAUCUGUUUAGAUUGCAUAUAUGGUUGGCAUUUAACUGAUCAUUUCAUUUGUGAAGCUGAAUGUGGAGAUAAUCUAAUUGCUUUGAUUUCAUAUGAAGAAUGCGAAGAUUCUAACUAUGAUUAAUUUGAUGGAUGUUAUUAAUGUAAAACCGAAUGCUGUCACUAUUGCAAUGCUUGUGUUUAUGGAUAUUGUUAUAAUUGUGAAUAUACAUUUACAUUAAUUGAUUAAUAUUGUAUUCCAGUUUGUGGAGAUGGAUUAAUUACUGUUGAAUAUGAACAAUGUGAUGAUAUGAAUGAAAUUCCUUAUGAUGGUUGUUAUUUUUGCAAUUACUAAUGUAGAGAACGCUGUAAAUUAUGUAUUAAAGGGAUAUGUUAUGAUAAGUGUGAGUAUGGGUAUGAAGAAGUGGAUGAUGAAUGCAUCGCAAUAUGCGGAGAUGGUAUUGUAGUAGAAUAAGAAGAUUGUGAUGAUUAAAAUGAUAUUUAAUCUGAUGGAUGUUUUAAAUGUAAGUUUCAUUGUCCGGAUCAUUGUGAAAUAUGCUAAUAAGGAAAAUGUAAAUUAUGUGAAUAAGGCUAUGAACUAAAUCGUAUUCUAAAUUAAUGUCUCGCAUAUUGUGGAAAUGGUAUGGUUUCAAAGGAAGAAGAAUGUGAUGACAUGAAUAUAGAGGAUGGAGAUGGUUGUUCGUAACAGUGCAAAGUAGAAGUGAAUUAUGUUUGUAAAAACUAUCAGUACUCCUUUACAUAAUGUACAUAUGAAAAGUACCCUUCUUUUGAAGCCGCGUUUAUCAAAUAAGAUUAUGAAAUAUAAUACGUUUCCUUACAUUUCGAUCAGUAAGUAAAAAUUCAGGAUGAUAUAAUAUUUUCAGAGUACAUCCAAUUGAGUUUAAAAGAAAUUGAUCCGGAAUUAUAUAAUAUAACAUUGAUCAUAGUUUAAGAAGCUUAUUAAUAUUGUACCUACGUAGAGUAUAUAGUGGAGAUUGUUAUUAAUAGUACUCUUUCAUCGCCACCUGUUCUUGAAGUUGUAUUAAAUGAGUAAUUGUAUAACGAGAAUGACGCUCCUUUGAUUAAUUAAGAUGGCAGUGUAAGAUUGAAUAUACCUAAAUACUUAGAUGAUUAGAAGAAAUAAUCUGCAUAAGUCUUAAAAAAAAUGGGAACAUAUAUAAUGAAUUCUAUGGGUGGAGCAGGUUUUUUGGUUUUGCUUCUUGGUAACUCAUUUAUUUUAAGAGGAGUUAUUGAAGUACUCCAAUAGCAAUCUUAUUUGAGAUUUAUUAAUGUGAUAUUUCCACUUAAUUUAUUCAUCUAUUUUGAAUCAACUAACAUCAUAACAGUUUAACCUAUGUUGGAUUUCUUUAAUUUCAAUUAUUUUUCGUCUGAAUUAGUAGAACUGCCUUUUGUUGAAUCCUAUGAAAAACUAAAAUUUUAUGAUAUUAAUGCAGAUCUUGUGAAUAAUAUCUAGGCCUAAAUAUUUUUGAGUCUGGCACUUUAUUCUGUGUAUAUUGGAUGCCAUUUUCUAAUUGAAAUUUUUAGGGUAAUGGAAGUUCAUCAUUUUUUGUAAUUUGGUGAAAGUGUUGCUUCACUUUUAUUGAAAUUUUUUAAGAGCCUUACUACACUAAAAAGAGAAUUAUAGAAGGAUGGAUUGAAGUAAUUUUUAUUGGCUAAUUGUUGGGAUUUAUUGUUUAUGUCCUUUUUAUAAAUCCGCUCAUCAUCCUUUAAGGACUUGAGAUCCAUAUUCUCAGUUAUUUUAGGCUAUUCAAUCAUAUACACAUGUGCAUUGAUAAUAUCAUGUUAUUUUUUAAGAGAGGAUCUAAGAAUGCCUUUAUUUUCUUAAUAUUGGAUCAAAAAGUUUAAUUUAUUCUUAAUCUUUAAAAAACUAUUAUUCAUUGCUAUUUUAGUUUUAUUUUAGCAGAGUUAGGAAAUUCAGUCUAUGUUAUUAACACUGGUUUGCCAAAUAUAUUUAAUUUACAUCUUCUUAUUUAGACCCUUUCAGAGUAAAACUGAGUAUAUCAAUCUAAUAAUUACAGAGAUGAGCGUGUUUGUAUUUUGUUUUACAGUAAUCUUGUAUUGGAACCAAAUGGAAUCCAGAUUUGAUUAUGAUAAUUAAGUGAUUCUUGGCUGGUUUCAUAUCGCUACAUUGCUAUCAGUCUUAAUAAUAAACUUGGCAAUUCAGUUAUACGUUGUCUUAGGUAAAUUAACAAGUGUUGUUAUGAAGAAAUUAUAAUAAUCAAUUAAUCAUCAUUAAAUUUAGUAAAUGGAUCCAUAUCCAUUGAGAAAUGUUAUGGAAUACAAACUAUGA